Molecule: messenger RNA, 184 nt
Organism: Candidula unifasciata
Lineage: Eukaryota; Metazoa; Mollusca; Gastropoda; Stylommatophora; Geomitridae
Source: the annotation of a GenBank genome assembly
AUGUACUGGAAGUUCAUUUUUGUGAAUUUUCUUCUGGUACUACCAAAUACUUGGAUUCUGACAUCGGCAUCGUUGGAAAACGUUCCAGAUGCAGGACUACAAGGCUUUGGACUUGAGGACAGUGUCUUAGAGGCAAUUGCACAGGAGUUCAGUAAACAUCAGGGCGAGGAAGAUAUACCCCAAG